Drosophila gunungcola (fruit fly) is the source of this 4959-nucleotide messenger RNA. RefSeq names its product activating transcription factor 7-interacting protein 1 (gene wde). Gene Ontology annotation, molecular function: protein binding; transcription coregulator activity. Gene Ontology annotation, cellular component: transcription regulator complex; nucleus. The record is from RefSeq and is a predicted model, not a curated record. The transcript is spliced from 5 exons. Gene Ontology annotation, biological process: regulation of DNA-templated transcription. Bases 269 to 4603 code for a protein of 1444 amino acids. Lineage: Eukaryota; Metazoa; Arthropoda; Insecta; Diptera; Drosophilidae.
CGGCUAUCUCCCUCCUGCUUUUCCUUACGCCCCUUUUGCUUUGCCGCUCUCAGCUGUUUACUCUCUCGCUCUCAUUUUAUUCGUCGUCAGCUGGUUUGGCGUUCGUCUCGUUCAUUUUUGCCCGGAACGCGGUAAGAAGUUCAAGUCAUUUUGAUUUCUCCAAGUGUAGUUUAAUCGAAAUAAAUAGAAUACUUGCGUUUCUGGACGUUCAAACUUUUCAAUGUUUUCAGAAUAGGCUGAUAUAAAAACAAAAAAAGAAAGGUACAAAAUGAUGGAAGUAAGCCAGAACGUUGAAAUGAAGGAUCUGUCCUCAGAAGGCCCUUUAAGGCGUACUCUAUCCACAGACCUCGGCAGUAAUGGUGAACCCCUCUCCACCCCUGCAAUUGUCAAUAAAUCAAGUCGGACGUCCAGGGAUGAAGAUGACCUGUGUGAGCUCACCAAUGGUGUCGGUGCCUCCGACAGCGUCAAGGAUAUUAUUCACGAACCGAUACCAGGAUCGGAGAAGGAGCGCAAUGCGGGCAGCGAUUUGGACGCUUUGCUGGACAAGAUAAGCUCCAUUGUGGACUGUAGCCCCAGGAAUUCCGACGAUCUGGAUACAGUCGAUAAGAGCGAGGAAUGCGACUCUGAAUCGACGAAGGAAAAAACAGCUGAUGAGACGGAGGAAAAGCACGCCGAAUAUAGAAAAGUAAGUGAAGAAGAGGUGCGGGAAUCUACAGAAAGCGAAGAUCGCGUGGAGCCGGAUUCCAAGUUUGAGACUGAGGAGAAAGCUAUAGGAAAAGACAUCAAAGACAUCGAAGAACCCGCUACAGCCGAAGGAUCGACGGAGGAAACCGAAGAUUUGGCUGAGGCGACAGAGAAGUCUAUUGGAAAAGAAAUAGACGAGGAAAAAAAAUUGCAAGAGAAAAAUUGGGUCAAGUCACAUUCUGUGGAUAACAAUGAAAAAGUCCCGGCAAAGGUAAAUAGCUCCUCGGAUGAUGUGUUUAUGGAUGCUCUUGACAGCAUUUCCAGCUCCGAUGAGUUUGAUGCCUUCAGUUCUCAGGACAGCAAGAAGCCCAAGCAAAGCAACAAGCUUAACGCCGUUGAUAAACCAGUUGCCAACGAUCUGGAUGAGAUUUCCUCCGAUGAUGAAGAUAUCCUUAAGCACGAGAAAGUUGAGAACUCUGAUGAAUCAGAAAAACCCAAAGCGGAUAUCAUAGAUUUGGAUUCGUCGGACGAGUGUGUGGUUUGCGAGACGCCUGCGGAGGAAGUAGCCAAAACAGAGGAUACCGUUGAAGUUACUCAUGACAUAGUCGCAGUGAAGGAAAAGAAGACUGAAGAAGCGACUAUCUCAGAAGAACACUUAGACAAGGCCGAUGAUGAGUCUAUUAAAGCUAACGAAGAGGAAGAUAAUCCCACGGAGCCCACGACAGAAGACGAAGAGACAAAGGUAACUGAAGAGCUUGCAGAGCCCAAGCCAAUCGCAGACGAGGAGUCGCUGUUAGUUGAAGAGCCCGAAGAAGAAACGGUGGAGGUCAAGGAAGCGGAAGAAACCGUAGAGGACAAGGAAGCAAAAGAGCCCAAAGAGGUUGCGGAGACGGAAAAGCCUGAAGAGGUUAAGGAUACAGAAGAUCUCGAAGAGGUCAAAGAUACAGAAGAGCUGGAAGAGGUAAAGAAAUCGGAAGAACUGGAAGAGAUUGAGGAUACAGUAGCGCCGAAAAAGGCCAAGCUAUCGGAAGAGACCAAAGAGGACAAGGGAAGAGAAGAUCGGGACAAGGUCCAGUCAACAGAAGAGCCGAAGGAGCCUAUCGUAGUCGCAGACGAGGAAGAAAAAGAUCCCAAAAAAGUAAACAAAACGGAAGAAGCGUUGCAAACUCAGUCCCAGAAAAUGAACGAAACGACGAUAGAUGAUUUGCUUAUGGAGGUGGACGAAGAUAUCCUCGAAAGGGAAGAAAAGAAUGCGAAUGAGGAUAAGCCCAUGGCUAUAUCAAAAAACAAGAAGCCCAAGGUUAAUGGGGUCUGCGAAAAGCCAACUGUUGACAAUGACGAGGACUUGGCUAAGGAGAUACCUAAUGUUGAGAAGGAAGGCAAAGAGUCGGAGUCCGAUGAUGAAGUCAUUUUCUUUGAGCCUAUAGAUAAGACCAACAAGGCUGACGCUUCCUUACAGGCAGGUAGUAAAAUGUCCGAGAAACCCGAAGCUAAAGAAGACGAAAUUGUUCUUGUGUCAGAGGAUGAGGAUGAAGAACCGCAGGCAAAGAAACUGGAAAAGGACCUUCUUCAAAGUUCAGCGAAGGAAACGACUGCCAAAGGACUUCCCAGUGAUUCAUCAGCUGAAUCGGCUGAGGCCAAGGACCUGCUAUUGGACAAUUCCGACAAUGCGUGCGAUCAGUUUGAGAAGUUAAAGACCCACGCCAAGGCGAAGUCCACUGCCACGGAGGAUGGGAACAGCAAUUCGAGCAACCUGUUGCGGCCCGCCGAAGAGGUCGAGGAGUCGGCAUCGAAGCGAGUGCGUCUCAGUACCGAUGAGAAGAUGGAUCCCGAUCUGGAGACGGAACUACAAGCACCCCAAAAAUCCACCAUCGAGCAGGAUGAUGAGAAGGAAAUUGUCAAACGGAGCCACGACCAUCUAGACAGAAGUCCGGAUCGGGAAGAGGAGAUACCCAAUAAGAAACUUAAGACUGAAGACUCCGACUCGAACAGCUCAUGCGACGGUACGCUCCAAAUUGAUCUGGACGGCCUGGACGACAAGGCAAAGGUUGAACCGGCGGCAUCCCCAAAAAUUGAAGACGUAAAAGAACUUAAACUUGAGCUCAAGCCCGAACCGGAAAUCAAAAAGGAUAUUAAGCCGCUACGUCUGGAGUUCUUUAAGGCCUUCCGCCGGACCUUCGACACAAUGACCCGCGAUGAUCUGGAGGAGCUGGUGCUGCAGAAGGUCGUCGAAGGAAUGCUGGUCAAAAGUGAGUUCGCGGACAUCCGUUUGCAGCUGGACAAAUGCGAGAACACACUGGCCACCUACCGACGAAAGAUCGCCGAGGUGUCCAAGCAGUUCCUCGACUUGGAGACUGUGCACAAGCGGGUGCUCAAGGAUCUGGAGACCAAGAACUCCCACUUCACGGCACCGGUCCGGAUAACGCGUGCCGUUGGCCUUCAGGUGGGCAUCCCGUUCAAGGCCAUGAAGCCCACGGUCUCUGCUCCGGAACAGCCGCAUUCUGCAGGCAGUAUGUUGGCGCCCAGUGGAACGCCCCCCAAGGCCAGCACCUCGCCGAUGAGAUCGCCAAUGCGGACCAGACCACCUGUGCCAGGUCCUGCUUUUCCACCGGGAUCAUCAUCCGCACCCAGUUCCAGUACCACUCCGAAUCCUAGUUCCCAGCAGCAGCAGUCACGGUCCACCGCCAACAUUGCUCAAACCACUGCAUCGUCGGCCAAUCCUAUGGCUCCCGUGCGCCGGGGUUGCCUGCAAAAGGUGACACCCCAGCGACCAUGUCCUGGUAACGUCCUACCCGUGCCGCAGACCAACAAUCAGCCAAACGUGCACCGCUUGCAGACCUCACCGCCGGCAGGCCAGAGAACUAUGCAUGCAUCGAAGCACACCGGAACCACUGCCUCCAUGACGGCCUCGUCGGCCACAGUGGCGGCCAAGGUGGCCGCCAUGAGGAACCGGAACUCAGGCAACUCAUACGUGACGCAGAAGCAGCAACAACAGCAGCAACAGUACCAAACAGCUCGUCCUGGUCCUGGUUCCGGCCUAGGUCCCAGUCCCGCUAAACAGACGCCCAAGUGCACGACGACAGUGCGCGCCAAGCAGGCACCGCUUUCCGGUGCCACCGUCUCGGUGCCUAUGUCAUCUGGCGCCGGCGGCGGGGAAUCAGGAACCGGUGCAUAUGGGCAGCAGCAGCAGCCCAGCUUGGCGCCGGCCAAGCCCAAGGAGAAGGCGGUCAUCGACCUGACGGACGAGGAUGAUGCAGCGGCGGCGGCGGCUGCUGCGGCAGCAAAGGCAUCCCAGGCGCAAAUCGAAGCGAACGCUCGUCUGCGACAGGCGGCCAAUGCGACGGUGAAGCGGAAUGCCCAGGCAGCGGCUGGGACAAGAGGAGGUCGUGGAGGCGGAAGUGUGGUCCGAGCAUCACCGAUGCAAUUGGGUCGCGUUAAUGCCCGUCAGAUAGUCCAAAAUAAUGGUGGAGGUCAACGAAGUUCACUGGGUUCAAACGUAACCAUGCAGAUACGUUCGGAGAAUACACCGCCGGCUGCUUCACGUUUGAGAUACUCGCAUCCGGCGCCGCUGCCCUCGUCGCCUGCCCAGCCCUUCAAUCCCUCCUGGAAAGUGCCGCCGUCGCGACCCGUAAUCCGGAUCAGUUUGCUGGACACCGGCAUCGUUAUCUCCUGGACGCUGGAGGACACGGGUCCGCGGUUCGCGGAGUGUGUAACAUACCAGAUCUAUGCGUACCAGGAGACGAUCCACGAGCCCAGCACGGAAAGUUGGCGGCAUGUGGGCGAUGUCAACGCCAUGCUGUUGCCCAUGGCCGUAACGCUGAAUCAGUUCCAGGAGAACCAGCGGUAUUACUUCGCGGUGCGGGGUGUGGACAACCACCAGCGGUUUGGUCCGUUCAGUGUACCCAAGACCUGGUCGUAAACGGGCUGCAGUGUUAGCCAUUGGCCUCUUCCUUAAGACUAGAUAAUAGCUUCAGUACCCACAUGUAAUUUAUUUAUCUCCGCAUUUCAAGCUUUUGUUGAUCGCGUUAGAACUUUGUUUCUCGAAAAUAGGCUGGAAUUAUGAGUUUAGUUUUAAGUUUUACAAAGAUUUUUGGGGGAAUUCUAAGGAGUUAUAAUUUAAUACGCCAAGCAGCCAAUCCUUUGAAGCUGCAAGUCAGACAGCAACAACAAAACGAUUGUAUUUUAUUCACGUUAGGUUAUCACUUAUCACUAAUAAUUAAGUUCAAAACUUACAUGAAUUUAAAUAUAAUACUGAAUAAAUAUCGAAUGGAUAAA